Messenger RNA from Fragaria vesca subsp. vesca, 2089 nucleotides. RefSeq lists its product as uncharacterized. The record is from RefSeq and is a predicted model, not a curated record. Gene Ontology annotation, molecular function: ubiquitin binding. The transcript is spliced from 11 exons. Lineage: Eukaryota; Viridiplantae; Streptophyta; Magnoliopsida; Rosales; Rosaceae. The coding region runs from base 47 to 1816 and encodes 589 amino acids.
AUCACCAAACUGAGGAAUCGCCAGCUUUCAAAGCUCUGCAAUUUCCAUGGCGACUCCCAAUCAAGAAGCAAUUGAUACUUUCAUCGGCAUCACCGGCGCCACCGCCGCCGCCGCCGCUCGGAAACUCGAGGAGCAUGGAGGCAAUCUCAACGAAGCUGUGAAUGCAUAUUUCAAUGAAGGAGAUAGAAACACAUCAGUGAAUGUACAUGAGACACCUGUUCUUGGUCAAGAUGAUUUCAUGGACGUAGAUGAUCCGGAUGUACUCGGAUCUCAUAGAGAUCCUCUACCACUUCUAGCUGCAGCCAGAAAUAUCAAUCCAUUAUCUUAUCUAGAGAACCUUGGUAGAACCGUCUUUGAUACUGGUAACGAUAUAACAAACCGUGCACCAUUUGUUACUCAUCCAAGAGAAGUGAGGGAAAUCCCCAUAGAAGUCAAAGAUGACAUUCAUUCAUCUGGUCAAUCUGGCCAUGCUCCUAUCAUUGAUGAUGUUACCGGAACAGCCCAAGCAUAUGGCCCAGGUAUCAGUGGAACAGUUAUAGUUGAUGAUGACGAUGAUGAUAUUGCAGCUGCCCCAACUGUUGGGAGCGGACCAAGAGAUAACUUUUCGGGUGAUGGAUCUCAUCACCGCACUUUUGCACCUAGCGCUCCUCAACUUGUUGAUCCUAACAAUGAUAUUGAAGAACAAAUGAUUCGAGCUGCUAUUGAGGCUUCAAAACAGGAAGUUGAGGCUAACCACUCAAAUCACCAAUUUGGUGUACCCAAUGAGUUUGAUGACAUUGGGCCUCAGCAAAGACAAUCUCACCUAGAGGAUCCUGAACUUGCCCAUGUAGUUUCAUUGUCACUGAAGACAGCAGAGCAAGAGAAAGCAUUGCGUGAGCAUGGGGGAAAUGUUAGAAUGGCAGAGAUGGAUGCUUCUGAGGCAGCUGAGGAAGAGCUGGGUAGACUAGCAGAACCAAAUGGAAGCUUGGAGGCAGGAAGCUCAUCUAUCAGAGAUGAUACUGAAGAUGCGGAGGAACAGCCUCUUGUCAGGCACAGGUCCAGGCGCAUGCCUCCUGGGUCUGUGGAACCUUCUAAAGAAGUUGGACCUAGUGAGACUAGCACACCUUCUAGUCCUGGAGAGCAGGAUACGGGUGAUCAGCCUAGUCAUGAUGGCGGUGCCUUCCCUUCUGAUGAGUGGGGAGGCAUGUCUUCACAGGAGCAUGAUGAAGCAGUGAUGCUUGAGGCUGCGAUGUUUGGUGGAAUCCCUGAAGGGUCUGGAUAUCGCGUCCCCUAUGCACCUCAUCAUUUUAUGCGACCAGAGAGUCCGUAUCCCCUGCCAGUACCUCGUCCCCCUUCACCCUCUCUGACGGCACAUCGCAUGAUACGGGAACAACAGGAUGAUGAAUACCUUGCAUCACUGCAAGCGGACAGAGAAAAGGAACUGAAGGCUAUUGAGGAAGCAGAAGCUCGUCGUGAAGCAGAAAGACAAAAAGAGGAGGAAUCUCGGAGGAAAGUUGAGGAGGAGCAGGAAUUGGAGAGACAAUUAGCAGCAAAAGAAGCUAGUCUCCCUCAAGAGCCAGCAUCAGAUGAUGUUAAUGCUGUAACCCUUCUGGUGCGAAUGCCGGAUGGCAGUCGCCAUGGUCGUCGAUUUCUUAAGACUGAUAAGCUGCAGUCUCUUUUCAAUUUCAUAGAUAUUGGCAGAAGAGUGAAACCCGGUGCUUACAGAGUGGUGAGGCCGUUCCCUAGGCGUGCUUUCAGUGAUGGAGAGUGUGCUUUGACACUGAAUGAACUCGGCCUGACCAGCAAGCAAGAAGCUUUGUUUUUGGAGUUGAUAUAGCAGGUGACUUCAAAAUGUAGAAUAUAGAAGGAUCUUAAUUUAUCAACAUAUAUUGUUAAAUGAAAUACUAAUUUUCAUUUGGCUAUUGGGUUUGUUUGAAUGAAAUACUUCAUACAUGGUUACGUGGGACAUGACUCAUGAGCAAAGUCAGAUUUAAAAAGCAGAAUAAUUAUGGUCACUAUGUUUUUAUGAGUUGAGUAACGAAGUUUGGGGAUGUUUUCUAUGCAUCUCUGGUCGUGCUCAUACGUUAGACAGAAUGAUCUGAAUGCUUAU